UUUCUGGGUGCGAGGAAUUAAUCGUGUCAUGAUUUAUAAAUAGAAAAUCUGGCAAUUCACAAGCCUAAGUUUAGAUUCCAGAUAAAAUUCUGUUAAUUCGGAUGUUUAUGCCAUUUGUGUUUUGUCAAACUAUUUAUUUAAAUAACAAUAGUAGAAUCUAGAUAUAUCUAGUUAUUUUGAAGAGCUCCUGUGACAGUUUGGGGUGCUGUCACACACUUAAUCAGUUCUGAGAAGUUGACCUUUCUUUUCAAAUAAAUCACGCACUCCUGAUGAUAGCACAGGCACGGCUAUUACAUGAAUCAGAUGUGUUAGCUAUUAUGUAGGCCUUGGUUUUAUGCUUCCUGGAACAUGAACAGAGGUUGGGGAUGAAGAUAAAUAAUAAAUGAUCAUUUUUAAUCCUCAUUAUAUAGAAGAAAUAAAAUAAUACAAAAAUGGGAAAUAAAGUUCCUUCAAAGUUUCGUAGACCCAAAGGGAAUCGAGAUCCCAAGCCAAGAGAAUCAUCUGGGGAACAACCAGGCAAUGAUGUACCUAAAAGACUAUUACCUAAAGUUCCAGAUAAACCACCAACAUCUGAAAAACAAAUGGUACGAGCACUUUAUAACUUUGGAGGUAUCAGCAAAGAUGACCUUUCUUUUAAGAAAGGAGAUAAAUUAGAAGUAGAUAUGUCUAAAACCACAGAUAAAGACGAUUGGUGGCUAGCAUUUAAUCCAAAAACAAAUGAAUCAGGUUAUAUACCUAGUAAUUAUGUUGUCAAGGAUGAUGAGACUCCACAAAGUCAAGAUUGGUGGUAUGAUAUACAACGUCCAGAAGCUGAAAAAAAUUUACUUUUACCUGGCAACAAAAAUGGAACAUUUUUGGUUAGGCCAGCAGGAGAUCAAAUGUCCUAUGUAUUAUCUGUUCUUGAUAUGAGCAAUGAAAAUGAGCCAGCAGUGAAACAUUAUCGUGUUAAAACCAUGGACGAUGGUAGAUUCUAUAUCAGCGCCAACAGAAACUUUAAAGAUUUAUUUGAACUGAUUGCCCAUUAUAAAAGCAAAAAUGCCACUGGAUUGUGUUCCGCCCUGUCAGUACCAUGUCCGCGUGAUAAACCAACACUACAAUUUCCUGAAUUAGAAGUCAGCAGAGAUACCAUCCAGUUAACUGUUAAAUUAGGUGCAGGGUGUUUUGGUGAGGUGUGGAAAGGUAAAUUUCGAAGAGUUUUUGAUGUUGCUGUAAAAAAGAUGAAACCUGAUACCAUGUCUGCAGAUGCUUUCUUAGAAGAGGCUAGAAUCAUGCACAAACUUACCCAUCCACGAUUAGUAUUGCUCAUGGCUGUAGUAUCACAAUCACAGCCAAUUUAUAUCAUAACUGAAUUAAUGGCGCAUGGAUCUUUGCUGGAUUUUCUACACUCUGAAUUGGGGAAAAAACUCAAGUUGCUGCAACUGAUAAACAUGAAUUGUGAGAUUGCAGAAGGCAUGUCUUAUUUAGAGAGUCAACAGUAUAUACAUAGAGAUCUGCGGGCUGCAAAUGUUCUGGUUGGUGAGCGGUACAAUGUAAAAAUUGCAGACUUUGGACUUGCUAGAAUACUCGAAGAUCAGAUCUAUAAUGCCAAAGAGGAAACCCGAUUUCCUAUCAAAUGGACAGCACCUGAGGCAGCUAACUUUAGACAGUUUACAAUCAAAUCUGAUGUAUGGUCAUUUGGUAUCCUCAUGUAUGAAAUCAUUACACUAGGAAAAGUGCCUUACCCUGCAAUGACUGGUUCAGAGGUUCUUCGCAUGGUUGGGAGAGGUGAAAGGAUGAAGAUUCCUACUGGUGGGCCCAUUCCAGUUCCACAGUCUUAUUAUGAACUAAUGUUAAAAUGUUGGCACCAGAAUCCAGAAGACAGGCCAACAUUUGAAAGUUUGCAUGACAUUUUCGAGUCCUACUCUGUUAGCACUGAAGAUCAGUAUCUUUAAAGUUUGUUCUGCAAUUUUUGUGUCAUUUAUAGUUUUUGUACAUCUAGGAUUAAUUUGAAACAAUAGCCAUAAUAGUUAUUACCCUUAUAAUUUCUUUUGAAAUUAUGGCUCUUUAUGUUUAUACCAAUCAUAUUCUAUGUGGCACAUUUGAAAUUUAAAAUAUUUGAAAUAAUAUUACAUAAUGGCAUAUUUUUAAAAAAGCAUAAAAGUAGACUGCCAUUUUUGUUGUGCAUCUGAGCUCAACUUUUUUUUUUACAGAAAAAUUGUAUUUUAUGUCGUUUAUUUUCAAGUUUGUAAUUUUAUGUCCAUCAUUUGUCUUUCAUUAUUUAGUUUGUAGUAAUAAAGGUUGUUGCUAUUCCUAUGCAAGGGGCAGGGAAAGUAUGUAUAAAAACCCAAAGCUCUUAAUGUAUGUGUAAGAACAAACUCAAAUUUCAUGUAGGUCUACUUGAUUAUGUUCAUAAUUAAUUAACAUGUUGAUGUUGAUCUUCAGAUGUAUUUUUCACAUGACUAUUGUUCCGCUAACAUAUAACAUUUUUAUAACAUAAUUUACUUUCUCAGUCUAAUAUUUUUUUAAAAAGUGAUGCAUCUACUAAAAACAUAUUAAGUGAUAAUGAAAUUAUUUUAAAGCACAAAAGUUUUCUGUGUGUACCUUGUUCUUAAAUAUAUUUGUAAACACAGGUUUAGUCUUCCCUAAAGAUGUAAACAAACUUUAAACCACUGUGUUCACCUUGUGAACUUUUUUUGGUUGAAAUAUGUAUGUUUUUUUUCAAUUGUUAAUCUAUGUUAUUAAAGCAUUAUCAUUAUUAAAGCGGUCAAGUGUUAGACCACUAACCUGAAAGCGUCCAAUCAUGUCAAUAGAAUGUCUCUGAGUCCGCCCAGCUUUGAUGGGUACCUAACUCACAUUUAGUGAAAGUAAAGGUGGCAGGGACAUAGUGCUGACUACACUAUCCCUUCGUAUGCUGAACAAGUGAACUCUACAACGCUUGCCCCAUGGCCCAUCAGGCCAUUAAAGCGUUCGCAAUACAUUGUCACUGGAAAAAGUUUUUUUUAAGUUGAUGUUAAUGUUAAGGUAGAACCUUAACCCAGAAAUUUUGGCUACUUAAAUUAAUUCAGUAUAAUUACUAUAAAGUGCACUUAAUAAGGUAGUUAUAAUAUUUCUUAUAAAUUUUAAGUUUUCAUUUUUUUUAGAUGUUUAAUAGCUUUAAGAUGAAUAAUGAAACACAAAGUAUACUACUGUAUUUCAAGCGUAUUCUGACAUAUUGUUCAUUAUAUAAAACACAAAUGUUAAGUUAUGAUAUGUUGGUAUCCCUGUCUUUCAUGCUCAUAUUGACAGUUAAAUCUAGCUGAAAUGCUAAGGAGUAUUAACCCAGCUUCCUAAUUCUAGUUUAGUGAAUAUUUUUUUACAAAUGAUUAGCAACUAAUUAUGUAUUUUUUAAUUUUAUUGCACAUUAUGUUGACAUGUCUUAGUUAGUAUAUUAAUGUAUGUUGAUGCUUAAUAAUUUUUCAAGAUGGGUAAAUUUAAUUGUAUUUAUGUUUUAUAAGCUUAAAAUAGCCUACACUGAAAUAAUUUUAAAAUAUUUAUUUUACCAAACAAAUAUAGGUACUCACUUUUUUUUUACUGAUCCUAUCAGUUUAUGACUGGCUGCUAAAUGACUUAGCAUUUUAGUUGGCCUAAAUUUUAAACUGCUGCUGCUAUUUCUCACUGCUUUAAUACAUAAAAGCGUGCUUUUAAUUACAGUUUUAAUACAUAAAAGUGUGCUUUUAAUUACAGUUUAACUGCUUAUAAUAAAUAGUAGAGCCCAUAUAAUUACCAAUACUCUUAACUAUAAGAAAUUACCCUUUUGACUAUGUAAGUAUUUUUUUAAGUUAGAUUUUUAAAAGCUUUGUGUAUUCCUAAUGAAAGAGAAAAAGCUACAUCUAAUGUAAAAACCAAUAGUGCCAUACAUGCAUUUGCAUACAUACAAAUUAAAUUAUAAAUUAUCUGUAGAAUUAAAUGAUUUCUCACCAUUACAAGUUUACAUAUGUAAUCAAGGCAGUGGAUGAAUUUAACAUUUUAGGCUUUCUAUUUUGUAGCUGUAGGCUAAAAUUGAUUUUGCCACUUCUAUCCAUCCAAUAUAUAUACAUUAUAAUAUUAAUAUAUUUUUUAAAAUGUCACCCCUCAGCCCCACCAUUGCUCAUAAUAAAUUUAAAAAAAAAAAAGAUAAAUUGGAAGUCAAUGCAUAUUCUAAAUUUAUUAAAUUUGUAUGGAAUAUUUAUCUUUGUUUUAAAUAUAAUACAUAUUUACUACCGAGUGACUAAUUGGCUAUUUAUAUUAUAGGCUAUAAUACCACCAUUUAUACAACUAUACAGUUGUAUGAAUACAUACAUAACUUUUUUUUAAAAGUAAAAUGUUUUGAGACCUAAUUUUUAAGCAACAAUGUUUGAUUCAUUGAUUUUAUGAAGUAUUGAGAAUGGUGGUUGUGCUUUUUUAUAUAAACAUUCCUCUUCUUUGUAUUAAAAAUUAGCUGGGUUUUUUUAUAAAUAUUUUGACUUUAUUCAAAGUAUUUUAAUAAAACGUUUACAAUUAUAUACAUUAAAGAUAUAUUCAA
Messenger RNA from Physella acuta, 4519 nucleotides. Its product is annotated as tyrosine-protein kinase SRK3. Lineage: Eukaryota; Metazoa; Mollusca; Gastropoda; Physidae. Gene Ontology annotation, biological process: protein phosphorylation. Gene Ontology annotation, molecular function: protein tyrosine kinase activity; ATP binding; protein binding. The record is from RefSeq and is a predicted model, not a curated record.